AUGGUCCGCAAAGAUCCCAUCUUCGAAGCCCGCACGAAUGUCAAACUCCACUCCAACCGUCUCAAGAAAGAGGCCGCCCGGGCCGAAGCAACCUUCAAAUCCGAAAAGGCCAAAGCCGACCGGGCGAUGAAAGCCCGCGAAUUCCAAAUCGCCCGCAUCCACGCCGCCUCCGCCGUCCGCGAAAAACGGCGCCAAGUAACGCUGAAAUCCGAAGCCGCGCGCGCAGACGUGAUCAUCAACGAGCUGAAAGCUGCCCAGUCAACCCGCGACACCUCACGCACCCUCGCCCUCGCCUCCCGCGGCCUGGAUGCCGCCAGCAAAAGCGUGAAUCUCGAACACCUCGUCUCGCACGCGAACAAUUUCCUUGCGCGGAGCGAAGACUUCAAGAUUGCAUCCAGCGCCAUCGAGGACGUCGCGGCUGGUGUCAGUAUGCAGGAAUACGGGGCGGAGGGCGAAACGGAGGUUGAUCGGAUGAUGGAGCAGCUUGCAGAUGACGCCGGGGUUGAUAUGCGGCUUGCGUUGGAGGCUGAUAAGGCGCCGGAGAAUGAGGUGAAGGAGCAGGCGCAUCAGCAGGCCGUGAAGCCGGAUGCGGAGGUGGAGGAUGGGCUUGGGGCGAGGCUGAGGGCUUUGAGAGCUGCUAAUUAG
Molecule: messenger RNA, 645 nt
Organism: Penicillium argentinense
Lineage: Eukaryota; Fungi; Ascomycota; Eurotiomycetes; Eurotiales; Aspergillaceae
Product: putative SNF7 family protein Fti1/Did2
Exons: 2
Coding region: 1-645 (214 amino acids)
Biological process (GO): protein transport; late endosome to vacuole transport; endosome transport via multivesicular body sorting pathway
Cellular component (GO): ESCRT III complex; multivesicular body
Source: RefSeq, a predicted model, not a curated record